Molecule: messenger RNA, 381 nt
Organism: Hyaloperonospora brassicae
Lineage: Eukaryota; Oomycota; Peronosporomycetes; Peronosporales; Peronosporaceae
Source: the annotation of a GenBank genome assembly
AUGGUUCCGAUCAUGCAGAUUUCGGCCAGUUCUUCGACCGCCACGAACGCGACGAAAGUGUGGAGCCCUACUGCCAAUCACGAACGCCGCUACCAGGGGUUGGCUGCUCCCAAAGCGGCUGCGCACCGUGUUCGACUCUGCUACCGGGACGAGGCUUACCGUCAGCGCUCAGAGGCGCGAGCCAAGUGUCUCAUGGCCGACGCAUCGUCGCCCACAAGCUCGAGUACCAGCGCUCUCAUAGCGAAGAAAGCGCUCAAGUACCGCAAGGUCUACGACCGCAUGACGGGCGUAGACGUGAACGACCCUAACUUCGACGUGUUCGAGUUCCUGGGCGUCGAUUGGUGCAAGAACCCGUCUAUGGAGUCCUCAGGUCGCGUCUAA